This is a messenger RNA of Haplochromis burtoni (Burton's mouthbrooder), 6391 nucleotides long. RefSeq names its product uridine-cytidine kinase 1-like 1a (gene uckl1a). Lineage: Eukaryota; Metazoa; Chordata; Actinopteri; Cichliformes; Cichlidae. Gene Ontology annotation, molecular function: ATP binding; kinase activity. The transcript has 15 exons. Gene Ontology annotation, cellular component: cytoplasm. The record is from RefSeq and is a predicted model, not a curated record. Bases 1398 to 2996 code for a protein of 532 amino acids.
GAUGCUAUCAGUAUUUUUACCUGUGUUUGAAUUUUUUUGAAUCCUGAAAUAAUUAAUGCAGUUUUUUUUAUUUUAUUCACAUUUUUAUAGUCCGCAGCAGCUUCGUCCUGUAUAACGCUAACCACACUGACGCCCCUUCUCCUCUCCUCCUCCUUCCUUCACCCCCUAUAAACAGAUGUUUACACACCAUUCCGUUAAACCCUGUCUCUGUUAGUUAGUUAUUAACUGAUCAGUAUCAUCACGAUGGGGGAUGAAGGUGCAUCAAAUGCGCUUCAGAAAUAGGUGAGCUGCAUGCUGACACAGUCGUGCGUCACAGUCUCUGAAGUCACGAGUUCAAUCUGUGAUCAUAAAUAAACCUCUGCAUUUCAAGCUUUAUUACAAACAUUAGCAAGGAAGUAAUACCUUAAUCAUUUUUUCUGUUGGAGAAGUUUGAGGUGGCGCUCGUUAAACUUAUUUUAGCCUGUUAUGAAUGUAAUCAGAGUACUACACGCCAGACAGUUGUUGCAGAUUUGUCAGCUGCACAUCCAUGAUGCAAAUCUCCUGUCCCAGCACAUCUCAGAGGUGCCCUAUUAGAUUGAGAUCUGGUGACUGUGAGUACAGUGAACUCAUGGUCAUGUUCAUGAAACAAGUUUGAGGUGAUUUGAGCUUUGUGACGGGACACGUGACAUGAUAAUGGACAGAAUAAAAAUUAAAACGCAAAAAAAACAAGAAUAACGAUCAAAUAACAACAGCCAACAAAGACUCAGUGUCACAAGAUUCAUCGUAAAGACGAAUAUUAAAGAACUCGAAACUCAACCUAGUGGUCAGACACCAUAAGCAUUAGAAUGGUGAAGCGAUAUUGAAGAUAACGAAUGAUAACGAAUGAUUUUUACAGUUUUCUGUCUGUCUUCUGUCUUUGUCCUUUGGGUUGCUGGUCAGCCGAACUCCCUCUGUAAGGGCUGAGACUGACAGUUUUCACUGUUUUCUCACAUGGCGUGUAUCAUAAGAAAUCAUUUUGCCCCAUUUGGUUUUCUAGUGUUUCUGUUGAUCAGGUCAGUGAACUGAAAGGAUGGAUCAACAGAAGACAUCCAUCAUGGCUUCUUUUUAUUUAGAGGUGGCUCUAUUAAUACCAGCCAAGCAGCUCUUUGCUGUCAGUGUUACAGUGAUCCUCUUAGACGCUGUCACUCACUCUCUCGCAGAGAGAGAGAAAGCAGGACACGGAGAGAAGAGCAGAUUUUUUAGAUGAUUAAGGCUUCACAGACGUGUGAAUGCACAAAGUGAAAACAAACUAGAAAUAGACCUGUAAUUAACACGUUCACGGCCUCGGUCAGUGCUGAGGGCCGCUUGCUGUUGUUUUUGGGGAGGUUGCCACAGUGACGGGUGAGCUGGAGGGUAACAGGUUGUCGUCCGAAGCAGAUAUGACUCUGCUGGACUGCACAGGAGCCAGAAUCUCCGGCUGCUGGUCGUUGAGGUCUGACCGCAGUGGGAGCGGGGAGGACUCGUUGGACCGCCUCCUGCCCUCGGCCGGGGCCCCUCGCAGGAAGAGCGCUACCUCGCUGAGUAAAACAGAGCCUCCUCUGCUCCGCACAGGCACACGCACCAUCUACACCGCUGGCCGCCCGCCCUGGUAUGACGAGCACGGCGCUCAGUCAAAAGAGGCCUUUGUCAUUGGGCUGUGUGGGGGCAGCGCCUCAGGGAAGACCACCGUAGCCAAUAAGAUCAUUGAGGCCCUGGAUGUGCCGUGGGUUGUGCUACUGUCGAUGGAUUCUUUCUACAAGGUUUUAUCCCCCGAGGAGCAGGCUCUGGCCACAAAGAACGACUACAACUUUGACCACCCGGGAGCAUUUGACUUUGAGCUGCUGGUUUCCACCCUGAGAAAACUGAAGCAGGGCAAGAGUGUGAAGAUCCCGGUGUAUGAUUUCACCACACACAUGAGACAUAAAGACUGGAAAAAUGUGUACGGUGCCAGUGUGAUCAUUUUUGAAGGAAUUAUGUCCUUUGCAGACAAAGAGCUUCUUCAGCUCCUGGAUAUGAAAAUCUUUGUGGACGCAGACUCAGACAUUCGGCUCGUCCGCCGGCUCCGCAGAGACAUCACAGUGCGUGGACGGGACAUUGAAGGCGUAAUCAAGCAAUACAACAAGUUUGUGAAACCAGCCUUUGAGCAGUACAUCGAACCAACCAUGAGGCUGGCAGAUAUUGUUGUACCAAGAGGUGGUGGGAAUAUGGUGGCCAUUGAUCUGAUUGUCCAGCAUGUUCACAGCCAGCUGGAGGAGCGUGAACUCAGUGUCAGGGCACUCCUGGCCUCUGCCCAGCAGACGCAGCCGUUGCCCCAGACGCUCAGUGUCCUCGAGAGUACGCCGCAGGUCAGGGGCCUGCACACCAUCAUCAGGAACAAAGAAACCAGCCGAGACGAGUUUAUCUUCUACUCAAAGAGGUUAAUGCGGCUUCUCAUAGAGCAUGCUCUAACAUUUCUACCAUCUCAGCCGUGUUCAGUUCAGACCCCACAGGGCCAUGAUUACGAGGGCUGCAGUUACAACGGUAAAGGGAUCACCGGUGUGUCGAUCCUGCGUGCAGGAGAGACCAUGGAGCCCGCCCUGAGGGCCGUGUGCAAGGACGUCCGCAUCGGCAAGAUCCUCAUCCAGACCAACCUUGACUCAGGCGAGCCAGAGCUGCAUUACCUGCGUCUGCCCAAAGACAUCAGUGAAGAUCAUGUCAUCCUAAUGGACAGCACAGUCUCCACCGGCGCUGCUGCCAUGAUGGCAGUUCGAGUCCUAUUGGAUCAUGAGGUGCAGGAGAAUAAGAUCAUGUUGGUGUCGCUGCUGAUGGCAGAGCUCGGGGUGCACUCUGUGGCCUAUGCCUUCCCAAAGGUCAAAAUCAUCACCACUGCUGUGGACAAGGGCCUGGAUGAUUUUUUACAUGUAAUUCCUGGUAUCGGGGACUUUGGGGACCGUUACUUUGGGACUGAUGGCUUCGACAGCUGGAGUGAUGAAGAGGACCAGGAGCAGCUGCCACACUGACUCAAACAUUUGUGAGACUCUGUGAAAGAAAACACAAACUACUUGAAAACUGUUGUGCAUCCUCCUCUUCAGGUGUAGACUAGCAAAAAUUGUUAUAUUUACUUUUGUGUACUGUAAAUUUUUUUUUUUUUUUUACUCCUCUGAAGAUGAUGUCUGAGUCCAGGUUUGUGCAUGAGGGAUAUUUUGUUCUGCUCAUCUUAAAUAUUUUAAUACUGAACAGUAAAGCAGUGCCAUUGCCUUUGAGGUGCAGUAAAACAAUAAUCCAAUAACGUUAUUAAAUGGGUCCAGGUUGCACCAGCUGUUAUUAAAUCCAGAACUUAGUAAGAGCCAAAGAGUAAAGGAGUAAGUUCAAAGAGUAAUGUACUAAAUUUAGUUGGGCAAUUAAAAUAUAGUGAAUGUCUUCAGUAGUUUUGACUGUAGUAAUGUGUAAAUCUGUCAUGCAUAUAGGGAGUUCCAGUUCAAUACAGCAGCACCGUGAGGCAGCAUCAGUAUGGAAACAUGCCCACAGUAGCAGGUAAUGUUUGCCUUGUUCACAGUCUCAGUUUUACAUAUUACCAAGCCAAAGUACAGCAGAUUGGACCAAAGAAAAGCUCACAUAUGAUAUUAUUUGAAUAAUUAGGAGAUCACCAACAGUAAGAAGUUUCUAGGCUCGAUUUCUGCUGAUUGCUAGGCUGUCUCCCUGUGCGUGUGUGGGCUUUCCUCUUACGAGCUUGAAGUCCAGUCGCCUUCUUUUGAAGCUCUUAAGACUACCAUGACCUGGAUGACUGAGAGCCUGCAGACAUGUGGGCUUUCCUCCAGUUUCCUUUCGCAGUUCUAAGACACGUUUGUCAGGUUAACUGGUGAUUGGUGAACUUGUCUGUGGCUGUAGAAGUGGUUAAAUAAUUUAAUUUUUCUUCAUUAAUGGACAUUAAUGAAUACAUGUAAUUCAUCUUAUAAUUGUUUGGAAGUUUCACAUUUAAAAAAAAACCCAUAAAUUUCAUCCUCAUGGUGGUGCUAGAUGAAAAGUUAGAGGUGCUUCUUUUUGGGGGUGAACAGCACAACAGACAAUUUUGAAGGUAUUUGUGUGAUUCUUGAAGUCGCAGAUGAACUGAUCUCUAUCGAUAAAACCAGUUGUGUCUAAACGUAGCUCUGACUAUGCUCCAUUGGAGAAAUGUGUGUUUUUAAGAAGAAAGACAUUUCACACAAUUUAGAUUGAGUGUGAAACGUCUGAUUGCAUGAACCCUACCACCAUUAUAGGUCACGUGUUUGGUCAUUAGUUUGACCAUUUUGUGAGCAUAAUUUUAGACCUUUAUAAUGUAAUUCAACCAUAUCUUCAUAGCAGCAAACUAAAACCAAUUAACUCUUUUGCACUCAUCUGAACGGCUCAGGCUAAUAUUAUAUUCUGGGUAUUUGGUUCACAUAGAACGCAGCAGUGAUGUAUAGGAUUUACAGGCUAUAAAAGUUAGUGUGGUGAAGCCUGUUAUAAAUUGGGAUAUGUUCAUUUGCACGUAGUUGUUGAGUCACUUGUAUUUUUAUAGCACAUUUAAAAACAACUGGCUUGGACCCAAAGUGCUUUCCAGUCCAGGCAGGUGGAUUAACAAAACAGAGGUAAAACAUGGAAGGUAAAAACAGCAUUAAGAGAGAAAUAUGGAUAAAGGAACUGGGAACAUAUAAAAGUAAUGGCAUAAACACAGUGUAAUUACACUUACACAGCAUUUGAUCCCCUUUCUUCCACAUAUCCAAUUCAUAGGAUCAUAGAGGGGCUGCGGCCUAUUUCAGUUGUCAUGGGGUGAGAGGUGGGAUACACCCUGGCAAGUCACCAGUCUUUCACAGGCUAAGAGACACAGACAACCAUCUACAGCCAAUGCAGAACCUAACAUGCAAGUCUUUGGAUUGUGAGAGGAAGCCGUGGGUGCUGGAGGGACCCCACGCAGGCAGAGGAAGGGUUCCAGUCGGGCAGUGAAUUUGAACCAAUGCCAAUUAAACCAAUUAAAUAUUGGAAAUAACAUUGUUGUAGAUCACUACUGUUUUUCAACUGAAAAGAGUUCUCUUUUAUCCUCGACAUAAAAAAGAGCAAAAAGUAAAAAAUGUGAGCACUUUUUAUCCAGUAGGGUUUAUUGUGUCUUAUAAAUCAAAUUAAAGCAUUAAAAUUUACUGUAAAUACAUAGUUACAAAGGAAACAAGUCUGAGUUUAUGAAUAGCUGGUGCAACAAGAAAGUGUUCAGUGAACUUUCACACUUUCACACUGCUCUAGAAGGAUUUUUCUGUAUGAAAUGGGAUAAACUUAUGUCUGAAACAGAGCUGUUGUUUUAAUUUAUAGUAAAGUCACAUAAGAGGAGGGAUUAGAUAAGGAUUUAAAUGUAAAACAUAUAAAUCUUGGAUUCAGGGUAUGAAAAACAUGAGAUUUUGAUACAGAUUCAGUUUUCAGCCCUCACAUCCACCACUCCAAGUUACUGCUGGAGUUUGACAUUGUGUGUCUGUGAGGUGCUGGGUCACGGACGGUCACAUGCUCAUGCUUGAAUACUUUAAAAGCUCCUCUCAGGGUUCACGCACAGGCCGCCUGGCUCCUCUCUGCAAUGCACUUUAAGGCCUGAAGGGGUCAGUAUAGCUCACAUUAAGCUUCUUCCAGUAUGAUUUAUAGUGUGUUUAUUACCUUUGAGAAAUGUGUUAUUUUACAGCACAGGAAAUGCACAUGGACUCACCUGAAUCACAAUUUAGAGGUUUGAGGUGAGCAGCUGGAAACAUCCUUGUGCUUCUCAGUUUAACUGACUGAUCUGUUGCUGGGUGCGGUGUGUUAAUGCUCACUUGUGAACAUGUAAAUAAUAAUGUUUCAGGGCUAAAAAUGAGCAGUAAAAGAUCACCUUCUUGUCGUGUUCGCGUCUCUUGAUCCUUCUGGAGAAAAAACGGACUCCCCAGCCACUUUGUGACCUUAUGCUGAGUGUUAUCUCUCCUCUGUCUCUCUCUGAUCCUCUGUUUUUUCACCAUCAUGCACUUUGACUGCGUCUGACGGCCUCAUUCAUUCAUGUUUAUUCAGUCAUUCAUGCUCCUCACAGCGAGAUUAUCACAUCACAUAAGCUGUGAACGUGGUAUCAUCUUCACACCUACAGAAUCUCCUACUCGUUUGUUUUGGGCUGUUUUCCUUUUUUCCUUCCUGUGAUAGCUCUUCGCCGAGUGGGUGACACUGUGAUCACGGAUGUCAUACGACGCACGCUGUAUUCUCCAAGACAGCAGAAGACUCGCUCAGCCAUGUGACUACUGCCUCAAGGUUAACCUGUUACCAUGGAGACAAGCCCACCAAUGAAAAUUCAGCAGACGGUUGCGCUGUUGACUGCAAGCUUUUUGUUUUAAGGGGUGACCUAUUUUUUUUUUUCCCUCCCCCUCCCUCCCCAACACUUCACAGCCACUCAGACGCAGAC